CUCCAAAAGAAAAUGACGUAUGAAGUUGCUUGGAAUGCUCUGAACGUCAUCUCUCCCUCUCUCUCUCUCUCUCUCUCUCUCUCUCGCCUUUGAAAGAGAGGAGCUUUGAAAGAUUAGAGUUUUAUACAGUGGGAAAAUUGUUUAGUACUGUAGCUUUUUAAAAUAAAGGGACUUGAUUAAUAUACGGCCCAAAGUCAAAUGGAGUCGGUUUUUAUCUUCAAAAGCUUCAAAGCUAGGGGUUUGUGUUUGUUUUAGCUUCUGUGUAUUGCUCAAUUGGUACUUGGAGCUGUGAUAAACUGAAUAUUUACCUAGUCUUGGAUGAGGUGGAGUUGGUGGCAGUGAUGAUGGUGAUUUAUCGGCAGCAGAACAUUGAAGGUCGGUACGAAAAAUGAUACAAGUGUCUCUGCCGUGAUGCCGAGCUUUGUUCCUCAGAUUACCAUUCCAGAGACUAUUGGCACAGAGGGAGGCACCAUCCAUUCUUCUCGAAUUUCUGACUUCAGGGCGCUUGAGCAAUCUCUCGGAUUUCGCAUAGCUGAAGCUGCUAACAUUGGUAGAAACACUUUAUCCCAACCAUCAAGUUCAAGUAGUCCUCUAGGAGGCUCUGAUUUCCAGUUUGGCUCAUUCAAUAAGUCACUUGCUUCCUUCAAUUCAAAUUUAUCUGCUGCUAUUGCGGGAUCUCAGACGCUACUGUUGCAAAAGGGACAGCAGCCAAACUUUGUUACUUCAUCUGGCAGUCAACGUGAGAACGAAGAGGAACUGAAUAUGGAAGACGCCAGUCCUCGAACAGAUACCUCAACAGAUGGAGAUGCAGAGGACAGAAAUCAGGGGUAUGAAAUGGGUAUAUCAAAUGCUAUUGCGGCCUCCGAUUCCAGUGACAGAUCAAAGGACAAAACAUUGGAUCAGAAGACAUUAAGGAGGCUUGCUCAGAAUCGUGAAGCUGCCAGAAAAAGCCGAUUGAGAAAAAAAGCCUAUGUACAACAGUUGGAGAGUAGUCGGCUGAAGCUGACCCAACUUGAACAGGAGCUGCAGCGAGCCCGUCAGCAGGGAAUAUUCAUUUCAAGCUCAGGAGAUCAACCUCAGACUACAGCUGGAAAUGGGGCCUUGGCAUUUGAUGUAGAAUAUGCAAGAUGGUUGGAAGAGCAAAAUCGGCAGAUAAACGAGCUUAGGACAGCCGUGAAUUCACAUGCAGGCGACACUGAGCUUCGCACUGUUGUGGACAGUGUCAUCACACAUUUUGAUGAUGUAUUCAGGCUGAAAGGCAAUGCAGCGAAGACUGAUGUCUUCCACAUCUUAUCAGGAAUGUGGAAAACGCCAUCAGAGCGGUGUUUUAUGUGGAUUGGUGGCUUCCGCUCAUCUGAACUUCUCAAACUCCUCGUGAAUCAACUGGAGCCUUUAACUGAACAACAGUUAGUGGGCAUCUUCAACCUACAGCAAUCAUCGCAGCAGGCGGAGGAUGCUCUCUCACAGGGUAUGGAAGCAUUACAGCAAUCUCUGGCUGAGACAUUAGCCAAUGGCUCUCCUAGUUCAUCAGGAUCUUCAGGAAACGUGGCAAAUUAUAUGGGUCAAAUGGCAAUGGCCAUGGGGAAGUUGGGAACUCUCGAAGGCUUUGUCCGCCAGGCUGAUAAUUUGCGACAACAAACACUACAACAGAUGCACCGCAUUUUGACAACCAGACAAUCAGCUCGUGCCCUCCUUGCAGUAAACGACUACUUCUCCCGUCUUCGAGCCCUUAGUUCUCUCUGGCUCGCUCGACCACGAGAGUGAUGGACAAUGGGUUCUCAAUUGAUCAUACGAUCUGGAAGUUGGGAUCUAAUUGGAGGACAAGUUUUGAAAUGGAUGAUGGAGCAAUACUAGGACAACACAUUUUACGGUGCAUGGGGCCGGGUUGAUUUAUUGUAUUCACAACCCAAUCUGCACAUGUAAAUUAAUCAUGUUGAGUCGGUGUUGUAUGCAUAUUUCUUACAUGUGGGUUAUGUUGUUGAUAUCUAAAAGAACUAGGAAGGAAUUGUAGCAGCAGUGGUUUUUCUUGUUUUGGAUUUUACCUUUAGUUUGUAUACCUAACCCGAAUAAGUUCCAGCUGAAAAGGGAUUUUAUUUAUGGUUUAUUGUUCAGACAUAUUGCUGUAAGAAAUGUUUCACCAUUGAUUCU
This is a messenger RNA of Rhododendron vialii, 2148 nucleotides long. Its product is annotated as transcription factor TGAL1-like. Lineage: Eukaryota; Viridiplantae; Streptophyta; Magnoliopsida; Ericales; Ericaceae. Gene Ontology annotation, molecular function: DNA-binding transcription factor activity; sequence-specific DNA binding. The coding region runs from base 412 to 1764 and encodes 450 amino acids. Gene Ontology annotation, biological process: DNA-templated transcription; regulation of DNA-templated transcription. The transcript has 12 exons. The record is from RefSeq and is a predicted model, not a curated record.